Molecule: messenger RNA, 2364 nt
Organism: Pristis pectinata (smalltooth sawfish)
Lineage: Eukaryota; Metazoa; Chordata; Chondrichthyes; Rhinopristiformes; Pristidae
Product: intercellular adhesion molecule 5-like
Exons: 7
Coding region: 485-1714 (409 amino acids)
Biological process (GO): cell adhesion
Molecular function (GO): integrin binding
Source: RefSeq, a predicted model, not a curated record
ACCGAGUUACAGGCCGAGCGGGGGAAGUCCGUGUACCUUCUAUUCCCGGAAGGGCUGAGACCUCGCAUAUUCAUCGACGCCGCCAAUCUGAGGGUCGGAAUUGGGAGUUUUUAAAAAAAAGUUAAUCAAAUUCGGACCACAUUUUCAUGUGAGAUUCGAUCAUUAUGGAUUUCAGGUCGAUAUCAUCGAGUGAAUAUAUUUCCAUUUUCACUUUAAUCUUCGUCGCAACAGAUGGAAGAGGCUGCAGGCAGCUUUGUCUUUUUUCCAUUUGUUAACCGACCACACCUCCCAAAGCUAAAAUGAAUGCAUUUGAUAUUUUGAUCAAAACAAAUCCCUCUGCCGUGGAAUUUGGAGACUCUCUGGAGGUGACCUGCUUUACAACGUGUAAAAACCCAGAGAUAUAUGUGGAAUAUAAACAAGGGAUUAAUCCCAACACAACUAAAGGUGAUAACUGGGUCACAGACCAGUUCCCGAGUGUCCAGAAAUGGGAUUUCACAGUGCCCUGUGUGGUAAAUGUCAAUCUGCUAACAGGACGAACGACAAAAGGGCGGUGGUCACAGUGUACAAUCGAGAGUUAAAUGUGAGUCAGCCUCCUGAACUGCUGGAAUUUAACAAAUCAUACCAGCUGGAGUGCACUGGUCCGAGGGUCUAUCCAAAAAACAAUCUCAUACUCACAUGGCUCAGAGGGAGUGAAGUUGUCCAAAAUAAUUCCACAGGAGAAGCAGGUUUCCCGGAUGCAGAUGAUCGAUUGAGGAAUGUCCUUAAUUUCAUUGCAAACACAUCGGAUGAUGGACAGAUGUACACCUGCUCGGCAGAGGUGGACUUGGGCUCUAACAAAACAAAACUAAUCACAAACUCCUCUGUGACUCUGAAAACUUACUCUUUUCCAGAGCCUCCCAGGAUCCUCAGCAGAGACCCCGUAGAAGUGAAUCAGGAGGUCACGUUGACGUGUGAGGUUCCAAAUGUCUAUCCUGCUGAGAAGAUGAGAGUAAGAUGGCUUCAGAAUGGUGAAGAACUGAAGUCAGUUACAAACACACCAGAUCCCACCACUGUCCAGGCAACGACUGCAUGGACACCACGAGAGACCGGUUGGACUGAACUCAUCUGCACGGCAGAAUUUGAGGAUUAUCCAUCAGUUCCAUCAAAGAACAACAGCAUUUUCAUUGAGGUGUACGUUUUACCUGAGCCUAAGAUCCUAAUACCGAACAGCUAUACGGGAAUUCGCGUGAAUAUUACCUGCAGUGUGUUUAAUGUCUCAGGGGAACUUCAACUGAGACUGAAGAAGGGAAGUGAGAUAUUAGUGAACAGAUUGGCCAGUACUGGGCUGACUAUCUUCCACACUGUGAAUCCACAAGCAGAGCUGAAUGGACAGCAGUACACCUGUGAGACUGAGCUGACACUUCAACAGCACUUCAAGCACAUUGUUAAACGACAGAAUGCCACUCUCAAUGUUCAGGGUUCCACAGAUGAAAAAUGGAUAUAUGGGUUCAUCAUAGCCAUUCUGGCAAUAUUGGCAAUAGUGGUAAUCAUUUACAUAAAGCACAGAGUUCAUAAAAUAGGACAAUAUAAGGUACUGAAUGCAAGAGCCAACAAAAAUCAAGAAAUCCCUUGUGGGAAAGAACAUCAGAACAAUAUUCCUCUGGAGACUGUGAAGCUAGAAUAUAGCAAUUUACAAACAGGUUCAACCAAUUCAAAUGGAAUUAAAAACUGCUGAUUCUGUAAGAUAUCACGAUGAUCCUAUUAGCUUUGUUAUUGAGGAUAUUGGUCCCAAUCCUCAACCUUAUACUUUUGGCAUUUCUUUGUAUUUGAUAAUGUUUUUGCCAAGGACCUAAUGAAAAUAUUUUUUAUAAUUAAGUUACUUAUAUUACAAUUUGUUUAUGUUAUGAUAUCGCUUGUGUCUUUUGCAGUUACACCUUAUAAGUUUUCAUUACUAUAGUUUCUGAGUAGAUGCUGUAUAUUUUACUAAAAUGAUAUUCAUAAUUUUUUCAAUAAAGGCAUAUUGUUUUAUUUGAUGUUUGUAUAGCUAAACAAGUAUUCUGUAAUGAUAUAACAAAAAUUAUUUUGUAAUCAUUUGUGCAGGUGAAAUAUUUGAAGAAAAAUAUUGCAACUUAAUAGUGAAGUAAGAUUAAAUACAAAUAUUGGUGGAAAAUCUCUCUCCUUCACCCUUCAAUGUAGUUGUCCUUACAGCAUUAGCUCCUGUCUCCCACUCCUGCUGUCAACUGAUAAAUUUCCUUUAAGUGCAAGGGACUGCACACUGGACACUGUACAAAAGGCCCAGUCACUUAUUGUUAGAUCAGCUCAACCACAUUAUGUUCAUCACUGAGUCAUUCUUCAGCUAAGUCUUAUUGCUCCUGAAAGGCGAGG